AUGCGCCGCGCCGCCCCCGCAGCAUCCAAGGCCCAGGCGAAGGAUCGGCGCGUGGAUGACAGCUGCUCGGACUCGGACAUCCAGGGCCAGCCCGGUGCUUCUGCGCCCCGCGCCGCGCCAGGGCCAGCAGGGUCGGUCCACCUGUACAAACCCUGCGAGUCCAUCGAGAUGAGAUUCCCUGGGCUGAAGGGGGUCGCGCUCCAGGAUGCCGUGUUCAACGUCUACACCGUCCCCGGCAAGCGCGGGAUCACUGUCGUGCAGGAGUACGCCGAGAAGGUCGCCGAGUUCGGGAACGUCCCAGGCGUGCGCGGGGAACCGUGGUGCACUCUCCACACGUCUGGCGAGUUCCCGCUGCAGAUGCUCACGUACGGCACGCUCACGCGGGCCUUCUACCUCGCCGUCGACAUGGAGCGCAAGGCCAACGAGUUCGAGGAUGUGCCAGGCCCGGACAAUGACUACAUCGUAAAUCCCUGCAUCAAGUUGAGCUUGCAGAAGGGGCUGCCGAAUGUCACUUGCUUCAAUGCGGAGACUCCGCGCGACGUUGUUGACUGGCUAGUGAACUGGCGUAACCAUUGGCACUCAGGAUCAAGUUUCACGGUGAUCCAGCUGUUCGACUGGUGCAAAAAGCUCAACACUGACUUCAAGGCGACCAAGUUGACCGACACGCCGUACGCUUCUUUGUGGGAGUAUGCCUCCGCCAAGUACGCCACUACUGCGACACGCAGGUUCAGCAGCGAGAACGAGAUCAAGGCACUCUUGGGCACGCUGAAGCGCCACCAGCUGCUCACUUGGACCGUGGAGUUUCUGGGUAAGUACUGCAAGUUCACGGAAGAGCGCUUCUCCAACGCCGCAGUGGUGUUCAAUCUUCACGCCGUGUCGGUCGCAUUGUUCAGUUCCGAGGUCCGCAGCGGGUUGUCCAUGGAGCUCAUUGCGGAGAUCUGGGAGGUGGCGGUGGAAUUCAUAGUUCCGACAGCAGGGCUGCCCGGGCGGUCCAAGCCGUGGCUCUUCGAUGAAUCGCAGAUCGACAUGUGUAAGUGGCUCUCUGUGGACAUCGAGUGUGGCGUGUCAUACAGGAGAGCCAAGCAGCUCGCGGAGAAGACCCAGCUUGCCGCUGAAACUGCCAAGGUCGACGCCCAGAAGGCAGCCGUGAAUGCCGCCGAACUCGAGGCGCAGGGCGAGAAUCCACCGCCUGCCAAGAAGCCCAAGGUUGCCCCUGCUGGCAGGCCGCCAGUGGAGUCGCUCACAGACCUUGAGAUGCAGAAGAUCUGGGUGGUCGACGCCGCCCUGUGCCUCAUCUCGGCCAUGUCUGACGCCGAUCUCGACGACGAUGGGAAGUGGACGAUUUUCCGUUCGCUGAUGUCCAUGGGGCUGGAGUUCUGUUGGGCCAAGGUCGUCCAGCUUGGUCAGGUUAAGUACACGAAGUGGUCCGAGCUCAGAUGUAAGCUGCGCGACGUCGCUGCUUCCUCUGCGUACAAUCUCCAGCUUGGCAACUCGUCUACGACGACGGCGUCCGACGUGCUCGAGUGGGAUGCCGAAAAGGACGGGCAGAGCGCGCCCGAGCCUCAGCCAUCGGCCACAUGUGACGAGUCCACCGCCCUCAUGCGCCUGGAGUCCGCGAUCGCUGCAGCAGGCGCUGAGCUCGAUCGUUUCCUGAUGGCGAACAAGCUGACCGCGCCGGCCAAGCUGCACCCAGCGUACAGGUCCAUCAACAAGCGGAUGUUCGAUCUUCUUGGCGAGUCCCAGGGGCAGCUUCUCGCCGACAAGUCACGGUCGGAUGAUGCUGGUCCGUUCGUUGCGCACCUUUUCGGCCUGGUGAAAGAUAUCUUGAUGGCUGAGAUCUCGGAGGCCAUGCUUGGUAUCGGGCAGCUUGCCGUCAGGUACGUGCGCCAGACGUCUCAACUGCCCGGCGUGGUCAUGAAGUACUCCAAGGACACGCCCACGCUGAUCACGUUCGCGCGUCUCAGGGCAACGUGCGCCAAGCUUCUCUUGACUGACGUCUUGGACGUGCAGGAGAUGUUUCACGAUGCCACAGGCAUGGGAGGUGCGGCCCAGGGGACUGCUCCCACUAUCAAGCUGGAGGUCUUGAAGGGCCGCCUUGAGAACUUGGACGGCCUGCGCGACGUGGACCCCGUCUUGCCCUACAGCGACUGGGCGUCGGUGUAUACAGAGUACCUGGUCGCUCUCUACAUCGGCGCCGACCCCGACACUACCUUGCGCGGGCUCGUGGAGUCGCGCAGGGUGCCCGGUACUCCCACGUCAUCUGUGCCGUCUCCGUCGGGCGAGUCGUCGCAGGCGCCGACGUUUCUGGCGCAGACGCAGCAGCAGCCGCAGUCCUUCCAUGUCGUGCAGCAGCAGAUGACCACCGAGCAGCCGCAGCACCCGCUGGCGAUGCUGCAGGGCGUGUACGC
Molecule: messenger RNA, 2408 nt
Organism: Prorocentrum cordatum
Lineage: Eukaryota; Dinophyceae; Prorocentrales; Prorocentraceae
Source: the annotation of a GenBank genome assembly